Saprolegnia parasitica CBS 223.65 is the source of this 622-nucleotide messenger RNA. RefSeq lists its product as hypothetical. The record is from RefSeq and is a predicted model, not a curated record. The transcript is spliced from 4 exons. Bases 7 to 549 code for a protein of 180 amino acids. Lineage: Eukaryota; Oomycota; Saprolegniomycetes; Saprolegniales; Saprolegniaceae. Gene Ontology annotation, cellular component: cilium.
CUCAUCAUGACGACAAUCUGGAGCUUGGAGCGUGAUGGCCGCGGCUACCGGCGUCUGCUGACCUCGUUCCUGGCCAAGUACCUUCUCAUGGGCCUCUUCCUUGCGACCGACAUGGCGCUCAAUGCGUCGGCCGAGUUCGUCGACCUCGCAACGUCCAAGAGCAUCAACACGACAGUGAGCGUCGUCUUAGCCCAGGCGUUUGUGCAAAUCAUCGCAGCCAUCAACUUGUUCGUUUUGCUUGGCAUGACAUUUCCGUUCCGCAAUGGCCUCCUCGGUCUCCUCGGCAUGGAAUUUCGAUCGGUGCUGUACAUGCACGGGGUCUACUUUGCCUUGACAACAGCGCUUGGCAUCUCCCGCAUCUCGAUUCUGUCGAGUGGCGGCCCCCCCAUUCAGUUGUGGGACCGCCCAGACUACUACCUCCUCUCGGCGCUGCAAAAGCUCGCGAUGGUGCUGUACUGCCACUUGACGUUGAAUGCGCUCACAAAGCUGGGCAGCGCCAGGUUUUACACCAAAGAUGCCUGGGUUGCGCUGCACAAUCAACUGCUCUAGUAAUGGUCUACGUAAAAGGACUCUACUCGUGGAAAGCACGACAAGAUACCAAGUAAUGUCAGUUGUAGUACGC